Gilbertella persicaria is the source of this 741-nucleotide messenger RNA. RefSeq names its product Sybindin-like family-domain-containing protein. Bases 1 to 741 code for a protein of 246 amino acids. The record is from RefSeq and is a predicted model, not a curated record. NCBI's taxonomy places the organism in Eukaryota, Fungi, Mucoromycota, Mucoromycetes, Mucorales, Choanephoraceae. Gene Ontology annotation, cellular component: TRAPP complex. Gene Ontology annotation, biological process: endoplasmic reticulum to Golgi vesicle-mediated transport. The transcript is spliced from 2 exons.
AUGACCAUUUAUAAUUUGUAUAUCUUUGAUAGACAUUGUCAGUGUAUUUAUUAUCAAAAAUGGUCUCACUCAAAUAAGCCUGUUAAUGUGUCAACAACAAACACGACAAGUAAUAGCAAUAGUCAACUCAAUAAUAGCAGUAGUCGACUAGGUGGUCUUGCUACUUCAUCUUCUCGUUUCUCUACUUCAAGUGCUACAUCAAACCAUAGUUCACCCAUGAUGCGUAGUGGAACAAAUGAAGACAGCAAUACACAUAACCAAACUAUGCAACAAAGUGGUAUGGCAGCAGGCAGUGUUAUUUCUAUUGAAGAAGAAGCCAAACUCGUCUAUGGUGUUGUGUUGUCCUUGCGUAACUUUGUUCGUAAGCUCAAUGGAAACCAAGAUGGAUUUAUUUCUUACAAGACAACGACAUAUCGCUUACAUUAUUAUGAGACACCUACAGGACUCAAGUUUGUUAUGAAUUCAGAUCCCAAUACCGAAAACUUGAGACUUGUAUUGAAGCAGAUCUACAUUCAACUCUAUGUUGAAUUUGUCGUCAAGAAUGGCUUAAUGCGGUUUGAUGACACACGAUGGGAAAUCAGUCAUGGUUUGUUAUCACAGCCCCCUCCUUCUUCUUCUGAAGAACACACGUCUAUUACACAAACAAGUGCUUUACCUUCUUCUCCUCCUGGUAAUAUUUCCAAUGAACUCUUUAGAAUUGCAGUGGAUAGAUUUAUUCGAAGCUUGAAAUCAUUUGAAUAA